AUGUCCACGAUAAGCAUGCCUUGGCAGCCAGCUCUGCGCCAACGCGCGGCAGAGCACGCCUGGACUGCUGCGUCCAAGAGCACGGCCACGUGCGACGAGCAUGGCGCCGGUUUCGGAUCUCACUUAUGCCGCGAGUGGAGAGACGACACGGGCCAGACGUAUCACAUCAGAUGCAGGACUACAGGAGCACGACGUGUGCUGGUCGGCACGCCACAUCGCCCAGACGCAACCCAACGUUGGACGUGCACUUUUAGGACAGAGGAUGGUUGUCCUAAGACGUUCCUUCUGACGCCUGACGAGCCUUCUGGCAAGAUGUGGUGGGGAUUCGGGAAGUCGCUCUACUGCGUGAUCGGCGAAGUGGCCCACAGCGGCCUCCUGAGAUGGUACCGGCCUGGCGCCAGGAUCGCAUCCUCCGCGUGGAGGGCGAAUCCGGUCGAAGAGAAGCGCACAGGAUGCGAUCGACCAGUGCCCAUCAGCUCGUCAGUGGGCCCUCGGUCCCUCGCCAGAUCAGGCCGAACAGUGAAGCUGGAGGGUCGGCCUCAGCGUCGGCCGAAGGAGGUCAGCACGAGGCCAUGCGAUGAGCCGUGCGAUGAGCCGUGCGAGAGGCUGGCUGGCAAGGCGGCCGAGAGCAGCGGCGACGGCGAGAAGCGGGCGGCCGAGGACGAGGCGCUCGAAGCGGCAGCCGCGGAUGCGCCCCUGGCGAGGCGGUGGCUCGAGCGGCGAAGGCGAGCAGAAGCGGCAGCCGUGGCUGCGCCUCCUGGGCCCGCUGACACUGACUGCUCUCGGGAGCACGGCCCCGUCGAUGAGCCACGCUCUCGGGCGGAGCUGAGCGAGAAAGCGGCGGCCAAGGGCGAGGCGCUCGAAGCAGGAGAUGCGUUCUUCAGCUCCGCUGGAACUGCCUGCUCUGAGGAGCGCGGCCCCGUCGAUGCGCCAUGUUCGCGGGUGGAGCUUACCGCGGCGUUGAGGCAUUUACUCGAGCACAGGGCGAGCGCCAUCAUCGAGCUUCCCGAGGGCUUCCGGCCCCAGCCUGGCCUCGCGGCGCCCCCGGGCAUGCCGCCAUUGCCCCGCGCAGGCUCCGACUCCUCGUGCACCGACAAGGCUGCUGAGCCCCCUGGGCCGGCGGGCUGGCAGGAGCCCGCACAGGCGGCGCCAGCGGGCGGCACCAGGGAACACCUCGAGGAGGAGCGCAUCCAGGCCGCGCAGGAGCCGCGGAGCCCGCCCGCUGUCGACGCCAGGCAGCAGGGGUGUCCCAGCUCGUGCUGCGGAUCGGACGGCAGCAGCACGGAGGAAGGCAGCCCGCUGCCAGUGGAGCCCGGGGCGCGGGGCGGAGUGAUCCGGACGAGCGGGGCCAUCCUCGAGCUUCCAGAGGGCUUUUGGCCCCCGCCUGGCCUCGCGGCGCCCCCGGGCAUGCCGCCAUGGGUUCGGCGUGGACCAGGCGCCGCCCCGGUUGACGAGACCCGCGCAGGCUCUGACGCCUCGUGCACCGACGAGGCUGCUGAGCCCCCUGGGCCGGCGGGCUGGCAGGAGCCCGCACAGGCGGCGCCAGCGGGCGGCACCAGGGAACACCUCGAGGAGGAACGCAUCCAGGCCGCGCAGGAGCCGCGGAACCCGCCCGCUGUCGACGCCAGGCAGCAGGGGUAUCCCAGCUUGUGCUGCGGAUCGGGCGGCAGCCGCACGGAGGAGGGCAGCCCGCUGCCAGUGGAGCCCGGGGCGCGGGGCGGAGUGAUCCGGACGAGCGGGGCCAUCCUCGAGCUUCCAGAGGGCUUUUGGCCCCCGCCUGGCCUCGCGGCGCCCCCGGGCAUGCCGCCAUGGGUUCGGCGUGGACCAGGCGCCGCCCCGGUUGACGAGACCCUCGCAGGCUCCGACUCCUCGUGCACCGACGAGGCUGCUGAGCCCCCUGGGCCCGCGGGCUGGCAGGAGCCCGCACAGGCGGCGCCAGCGGGCGGCAAGGCAGGGGAGCCGCAGGGGAAGGUGCAAGAGCUCACCGACGAUGCCCUUGGUGCCCUUCUGCGGCUCUGGAGCCAAAGCGAGGCAAACGGGCAGAGGGGCCUGGCGGCGACACUCAUCGCGCAGCCGUUCCAGCUCCAGGUCGAGGAUGUCGUCAUUGGCCGCAAGGCGCCGCACGAUCCAGAGCAGGCCGCCGCCGCCGAGGCGGCGCCCGGGCCCGUGGCUGCGGCGAGGGGCCGCGCGGCGCUGGCGCCGGCUCGCGCCGACCAGGCGCUGGGCGCCGGGCGGCUGCCAGCGGCACCGGCCCGCACCCAGGGCCCAUCGGCAGCCGCCCCGCCCCGCCGGUUGGCCGCCCGCGGGGGCCCUGCCGUGGAAUCCCAGGCGAGCGGAAAGUGCCCCGCGCUCGAGCGUCUGGUCGCCCAGCAGCUUCAGGGCCAGACAAACAGCACGACGAGCUACCAGAUCAACUUCGUGUUGCACGCCGGCUUCGUCGCGGUAGCCUUCGUGGUGGGAGCGGCGGGGCAGGCGGUGGUGUCAUCGUCGUUGGCCCCGGGGCGUAAAGUGCUGGCGCGGUACGACGAGGACCUCUGGCACGUUCGUGUCCUGCUCUCUCGAAUUGAGGACACAAGGUGGAUCAUUUACACACCGGACAGGGACCUGUACGAGGAGGACUACGGCUCGAAUAACGGCGACAUCACCGGUGUGCGAGCGUCCAGGUCGGACGGCAGCAUCCCGGCGAGCUUGCAGGGCGCCAACAUCUACAACUUCAGAGUAGGUGCUGAACCCGAUCAGGCCGCGCUGCGCGGCCUGAUGGAGGAGGCGCAGGACCUGGUGGCUCUGGCAGUGCCCGGGGCAGCCGGAGCGAUUGUCGAGAAGCGCGGCAUCGCUCGCGCCGGGCCGGACUUGCUCUUGGUGGAGAAGGUUGCGAGGAUCAAAGUCGAGCAGUGGAAGACGGACCACGCUGCUUCCAGUGACGCGCGGGUGCUGCCGGUUCGGUAUGCUCCCUCCGGCGAGCGGCUGCGCAGCUGGGCGAACGUGACAGAGAGUGCGAACGAGAGUGCGAUCGACCAUUGGCCUGUAAAGGGGCCGAGAACAGCGCAGUGGGUGGCCCGCUUCAUGGCCCGUCGUAGCACGGGGCCAGAGGACCACCACCUCUGGUGGAGAUCGACCGCCCGCCUGAACGCCUCGGAGUGGGGCGUGGCUGAGCAUGGCCAGCUGUGCUCGUACCUUGAGGCGGCGGGAAGCGUGGACCAACUCGACCUGUCGAAUCUGGUGGUGAUGGAGAAGAUCGCACGCCGGCUCCAGACCAUGGAGUACCAGUGCGCGGAGAAGGUUCGAGAGGGAGAGCGCGGUGGGUCCGCCGGCGCCUCUUCCUCCGUUGCCGGUUCGGCGGUCAUCACGAAUGACGAGAUGGACCUGUUCGAGGGUCGGCAGCACGUCAACCCCACGGUGUGCUGCGCCCCGGCUCCUAUCGAGCACGCGAGCAAGGAGUUAGAGAAGGAGUCGCAGAUCCAGAAGCAGGCUUUUUCGGGCAUCAGCGGCGGGCGUGACUACUCUGGCGAGAAUUCGCCAGCAGUUCCCCUGGACGAGUCUCUGCUGUCGCUUAGGACUUUUACUGUGCGCAAGAAGAGCGGUGCCCAGCGCCUGAAUGCCGAUUGUCGGCAGUCCAAUUGCUUCUUCACGAGUAGUGACCAUGUCGAGCUGCCCGCGUCGGGCGCUCUGUCCAGGUUGAGGCUCGAGGCAAGUUCCGCCGUGGCUGGGGCAGCUCGCGAGGAGAGAGUGCUCUCGCGGAGUGGCGACGCCGGGCGCUGCCUGACCCGCCAGGCGCCGGCCCCGCCGGCGCUGCAGCCGGGCGCCGCCCGCCCGGCCCCCCCGGCGGGAGGGUCGGCCUUGGUCGCGCCGGCGGCGGCGCCAGCCGAGGAGCCUCGUCUGCCGCGCCGGCGCUCGGCCACUGCAACGGCGCCGGAGCACGCGCGUCGGCGAGUUCGGCGACGGCAGGAAGCUCACGGUGCAGUGCGGGCCUUGCCGGGUCGGACUGUGCUGGAGACGAUCGUGGCGCGGGCGCCGACGAGGCGAUCGUACCUCCGCCGGCUUGCGAUGCUGGCGCGGCGCUCGGGGAUGGCGAUCGCGCGGAACGUGGCGGGCGCGGAGCUGGACCGGGCGCAGGAUCGCAUCAUCAGCUUCCUCGGCCAGAUGAACGCAGCGAGUUUGGACGCGGCGGUGGCGGAGCACCUCAACGAGGAGUUCUUCGAGGGCGCGACGGGGGGCGAGGGCAGCCGGUUGCUGGCGGCGCUGUCCUGGGUCUUCGCCUCCGUGGGCAAGCAGGUGUGCAACCUGCCCCGGGCGCGGACGUGCUCCGUGGCGCUGCGGCGACUUGCUCCGGGCGAGUCGAGGUUGCCGGUUCCCGAGAGCCUGCUCUUUGUGGUGGCGAACGAGCUGAUCGCAGAGGGGAGGUUGCAGCAGGGCGUGGCGGUCUCGGCGGCGCACCACUGCUACCUUCGUCCCGGCGAGCUGUCCCGCAUCACGUGGAGGAUGAUCCACCCGCCGGUCAGUGCGAGCGGGCCGGGGGCCACGGUCACCAUCGUGCCGCGCCCCUUCGAGCUCGGCGCGAGCUCCAAGGUGGGGGAGUUCGACGAGACAGUGAAGGUGGACUGGCUUCCUCUGGCCGCGGCGCUCCUUCGGCUUCGACGGAUCCGCCCAGCAGACGAGCGCUUGGCAGGGAUCGGCUCGGUGGCCAUCGGCGAGAGCGCGGCGCAGGUCAUUCGCGAGUUCGGCCUCGAAGAAGCGAUCGGCGAGUUCAUGAUGCACCGUCUUCGUCACUCGGGGCCAUGCGCCGACUUCCUGGCAGGUCGCAGGACGAUCACGGAGAUCAAGCAUCGCGGCACCAGCGGGCCUACGCGUGCGUUGAUUGUCCCUUUCUUUCUAGAGAUCUUUGCAGGAACGGCUCGCGUGUCCAAGGAGAUGGCGCGGCUCGGCUUCCUGGCGAUCGCUAUCGACACUCGGUUCGGCAUGAGGCAUGAUAUGCGUAAGAGGUCCCUGGUGAGAGCUAUGAGAGGCUGGAUUAUGUCAGGCUUCGUCAUAGGAGAGGAGUUCGCCGCCACGGUGCGGGAAAUCGGGCGGGCUCAGGACGACGACGUCGCGAAGCAGACGUGCAGACCGCCACGUCCGCUGGAGGACGCCGCGGGCGGCGCGGUGCUGUCCUCCAUCGCUGUCGAGGGCACGCCGAUCCGGUCGCCGCGGCCGCGCUCCCCGGGCGCCGCCGGCGCCCACGGAGAGCCCUGCAGGGCGGCGCCCGUGCCGCUCGGCGCCAGCUUCGCCCGGUCGCUGCCCGCGCUGCCGUUGGCGCCUGCGCCGCCAGUGCUGCCCGAGGCGCUGGCGUUGCCAGUGCUGCCGGGAGGCGCGGCGGCGCCGGUGUCGCCAGCGCCGCCCGCGCGGCCGCGCCCGCCGGGCAGCGGAGGAGGGGCCGCGAGCCCGCGGGCGCGCGCCUUCCGGCCCGCGGUGGCGCCCGCGCACCUGCCCUUCGCGCGGUUCCAGAUGCCCGCGCCGCCGCCCUCCGCCCCGCCGUCGGCCUGA
Molecule: messenger RNA, 5520 nt
Organism: Prorocentrum cordatum
Lineage: Eukaryota; Dinophyceae; Prorocentrales; Prorocentraceae
Source: the annotation of a GenBank genome assembly